AUGUGCGUCCCGGAGAUUUACUGGGACGACUGCAUCCAAAUGAAAGUCGACUCGUCGAAGAAGGGCAUACCGAUAUCGUGCAUAUCGGGUCGCGAUCGUUUCGAGUGCAUCGACAAAGUUGGUAGACGCGAGGCCGACGUCGUGGCCGUCGACCCCGAGGACAUGUACUUGGCCGCCAAGCACGAGCUUGCCACCAAAGCUCAGUACAACAUAGUCGAGCAGAUCAAAACGAAGGAAGAGUCGGAGGCGCCGUAUAGAUACGAAGCCGUGGCCGUGGUCCACAAAGAUAUGAAGCUGGACAACAUUCGUAAGCUGAACGGCUUGAAGUCGUGCCACACGGGCAUCGGUCGAAACGUCGGCUACAAGAUUCCGCUGACGAAACUCUCGAGCUUGGGUGCACUGGGCGACCUCAACAAUCCCGAGUACUCGGCGCGGGAGAACGAGUUGCGAGCUCUAAGCUUUUUCUUCAGCAAAGCCUGCAUAGUCGGCACUUGGUCGCCCGAUCCCAGCAUCAAUCAGAGGCUUAAGGAGACGUACAGCAAUUUAUGUGCCCUGUGCGAGAAGCCCGAGACCUGCGACUAUCCCGACGCCAACAGCGGCUACGAGGGAGCGCUGCGCUGCUUGACCCAGAGCGGCGGCGACAUCGCCUGGACGAAGCUCAUCUACGUGCGACGUUACUUCGGCAUUAACUUUGGACCGGCCAGCAACGACGCGGCGACCCCGGCGCCGACCGCCGGUCCGUCCAAGGCCGAUCCCGCGGACUACCGAAUUCUCUGCCCGGACGGAAGCACGGUUCCCAUCGACGACAAGACCAAGCCUUGCACUUGGGCUGCUCGGCCCUGGCAGGGAUACAUGACCAAUGGCGGUGUCACCGACAUGGAUGCCGUGCAAAAGGAACUCACUCAAUUGGGCAAAUUCGGCGAGGAAAAGAAAGCAGGCUGGUGGAAAAACAUCAUGUUACUGAGUAAUAAGACUGUGGCUGUCGCAACUUCGCCGGUCGAUCCGGCUCAACAUCUCAAAGUCGCCAAAUACAUGGAAGUGGUCGAGCGAAAUUUCGGAGCUCCAGAGCGAACUGCCAGAUGGUGCGUCUACGAAACUAAAGCGCUGGAAAAAUGUCGCGCGCUUGCAAAGGCUGCCUUUUCCAGAGAUGUGAGACCAAGAUUCGAUUGUAUUCUUCAAAAAGAUGAAGAGGCUUGUCUUAAGUCACUCCGCGACGAUGGAGCUGAUCUACUAGUUAUGAGUGGUGAGAGGGUUGAGUACGCGAUAAAAAAUUAUAAUAUCAGACCGAUAGUGGCUGAGGCUUAUGGUCCAGGAUCGACCGAAUUCAGCGAGAGACCGGCUGUGGCAGUUGUAAAACGUGGCAGUUAUAUCAAAUCGUUGCGUCAUUUGAAAGGACGAAAUUCCUGCCACAGCGGCUACAAAGAUGACUUUUCCGGCUGGAUUGCACCUGUACGAACUAUGAAAACCGUCCAUUUAAUAAAUUCAGAGGACGAUGUGUCAGAAUUUUUCGACAAAUCGUGCGUGCCCGGUGCGUCUCGCGACACAACAUUGUGCAGUCUCUGCAUUGGUAAUCUUGCCUCGAAGGACGAAGCUUUAGCUGAAUUCACCAGAUGUAGUGCUACUGAUGCCGAAGAUUACAAAGGUGGACGUGGUGCUCUCAAGUGCUUAUUGGAUGGCAAAGGACAAGUGGCUUUUAUACCUCUAAGUGCUCUAAAACAAGAUAAUACAACGAAAAAUUCCGACUUCAAUUUGGUUUGUCCCAAUGGAGGAAUAGCUAGAGUCGAAGAUUGGCCACGAUGCCAUUUUGGUUUAGAACCACCCCGAGUUAUUGUUAGUUUUGCUGGUAAAUCGGCUAACUCAAUCGAGGAACUCACUCACGGUAUUUUAGCAGCAAGCGCUCUGUACUCGAAAAAUCCUGAUUAUUUCCGACUCUUCGGUACUUGGGCAGGACAAUCGAAUAUCUUGUUUAAAGACGAAACAAAAAAUUUAAUUACCGUCGACAAAUCAUGGAAUCGAUGGAAACAAUGGGCAACGAUCAAACGAGAAUACAAUUAUUGAUUG
This is a messenger RNA of Trichogramma pretiosum, 2061 nucleotides long. RefSeq names its product transferrin. Gene Ontology annotation, cellular component: recycling endosome; plasma membrane; extracellular region. The transcript has 9 exons. Bases 1 to 2058 code for a protein of 685 amino acids. Gene Ontology annotation, biological process: iron ion transport. Lineage: Eukaryota; Metazoa; Arthropoda; Insecta; Hymenoptera; Trichogrammatidae. The record is from RefSeq and is a predicted model, not a curated record.